Messenger RNA from Drosophila ananassae, 1574 nucleotides. Its product is annotated as fibrinogen-like protein 1. The transcript has 2 exons. Lineage: Eukaryota; Metazoa; Arthropoda; Insecta; Diptera; Drosophilidae. Bases 33 to 1433 code for a protein of 466 amino acids. The record is from RefSeq and is a predicted model, not a curated record.
CCGCGACACAAGUAGUACACAAGAAUUACACAAUGUAUUCCCGCCGAAAAUGUAUUAUUCUGUGGAUAUUAUUUAUAUCAUUUUAUAAUACAGCCUGUGAAGAUUGUUCUAAUCAAAAUAUAAUUGAAGUUAUUGAAUGCAGUGACAGUUGCUAUGAUGUUGUCAAGCCAUUUUUGCAAUACUUCAAGGAAGUUAAAACGACCGCAGACAAAAGCACCGAAUGCCAAAAUGAAAUACAAAUAAAAAAUGAACAGAUAAGAAGCAAAGACGAAGUUAUUGGUGAAAAAAAUGAACGUAUUCGAGAAAAAAACGAAAUAAUAAAUAAACUCAAUGAUCAAAUCAAAGAGUUGACUUCUAAAAUAAGCAACGAAAUUAUAAAAAGGUGCCCAUACCCUAAAGAUGUAUCUGGGGAAAUAGGAGAUACCAACCGUAUUAUAAACUUUUUUAAACAAGAAAAACUUAUAAUUGAAAAAGAUAAAGAAAUCCAGACAAUUAGGGAACAGAUUACGACUAAGAACAUACAAAUUCAGGAAAACAAAAAUGAAAUUAAAAGAAAAGAUGAAUUACUGAAUACAAAGGAUAAAAAAAUUCACGAAAACGAGGAACAAAUCAGGCUUAAGGACAUGGAAAUUCUGGAAAUUAAAAACGAUAUUAAAAAAAAAGAUGAGCUGUUAAACGCAAAAUAUAUAGAAAUCCAGGAGAAGAAUGAUCAGGCAAAGAGCAAGGACGAUCAAAAUAGAGAACUAACUAAUCGACUAAAAAUUAUUUCACAAAACUUAUCUAAUGCUAAUGAAAAACUUUCAAAAAGUGAUGAAACGAAUUUUUGUCCCUACACCGGCAGUGGUACUUUCCAUAUACAGAUUCCGAAAUCAUUCGAGGCUCCUUGCAAUGGAUCUGGAUGGAUGGUAAUUCAAAGACGAAUGGAUGGGAGCGUGGACUUUGACCGCACCUGGAAUGAAUACAAAGAGGGCUUCGGCAACCUUACUGGAGAGUUUUUUAUUGGGCUAGAAAAAUUACAUUUAUUAACGCACGCCAGACCGCAUGAACUGAAAAUCCUGAUGGGCGACAUCCACGGAGACACUGCUGUCGCCCACUACGAUGAUUUUAAGAUUGGCAACGAGGAAAAAUUGUAUGCCCUGGAAGUUUUGGGGAAAUUCUCUGGUGAUGCCGGCGACUCCCUUAAAUAUCAUAAGAACAUGAAGUUCUCCACGUUUGACAAAGAUAAUUAUGGAAAAUGUGGGAGGUACUAUGCUGCCGGUUGGUGGUUUAACCAUUGCUCUGAAAGCUCACUGAACGGAAAUUUCAAACGGAAUGGUCAACUAAUGGGGAUUCGAGGAAUCUUUUGGAGUUCAUGGAAGAAAUCAAAAGUUUCACUGACAUUUGUUCAAAUGAUGAUAAAACCUAAGGAUAAUGUGAUGAAAAAAUCAGUCUAGCUCUCUGUUUUCGAAAAUAUAUUAGUAAUAUAAUAUUACAAGUUAAAUUGCACUAAGCUUUGACAAAAAAUUUUUUUUUUUAAAUCAGAAAUUUAAAAUGUAUACAUUUUCUUUAAAAAUAAAAUUACAUUGAACAUUCGA